GCUAAAAGAGAUUGGUGGUGAGAUUGUAGAAGUAAACAGCAUUUAGAAAGCAACCAUAAUGAGAGGUCGCAGUAAUUCCGGAGUGAAACUUGAUAACUAUGCAAGAAUUUUGCAACAGACAAUCCUCUGUCACCAGGAUCCGGUGACAGGGUUACUUCCAGGUGAUGAGCAGUUACCUCAUGCCUGGGUUAGAGACAAUGUAUACUGCAUCCUGUCUGUGUGGGCUUUGAGUUUAGCCUAUAGGAAGAAUGCAGACAGAGAUGAAGAUAAAGCCAAAGCCUAUGAACUGGAACAGAGUGUGGUCAAACUCAUGCGAGGCUUACUGCAGUGUAUGAUGAGGCAGCUUGACAAGAUGGAGAAGUUCAAGUAUAGCAAAAGCACCACAGACUGCCUUCAUGCCAAGUACCAUACAGGAACUUGUGCUACUGUAGUUGGUGAUCAGGAAUGGGGCCAUCUACAGGUGGAUGCUACUUCCAUCUUCCUGCUCUUCUUGGCCCAGAUGACAGCAUCAGGGCUGCAUAUUGUUUACACUCGUGAUGAGGUUGAUGUAGUGCAGAAUCUGAUCUUUUACAUUGAAUCUGCAUACAAAGUGGCAGAUUUUGGAAUGUGGGAACGAGGAGACAAGACCAAUCAAGGCAUUCCCGAGAUUAACGUCAGCUCUAUUGGAAUGGCAAAGGCAGCUUUGGAGGCCUUGGAUGGACUGAACCUUUUCGGUGCCAAAGGUGGCCCGGAGUCUGUUGUACAUGCUUUAGCUGAUGAUAUUCAGCACUGCCAAUCUAUUCUUAGCUCCAUGCUUCCAAGGGCGUCUACAUCCAAAGAGGUGGACGCUGGGGUUCUGUCCAUCAUUUCUUAUCCAGCAUUUGCAGUUGAAGAUACUGACACUGUUAAUAUCACCAAAGAGGAAAUUAUUUCAAAACUUCAGGGCCGAUAUGGAUGCUGUCGCUUCCUCAGGGAUGGACACAAAACUCCCCGUGAGGACCCCAAUCGCUUGUACUAUGAGUCAUCGGAGCUGAAGCUCUUCGAGAACAUAGAGUGCGAAUGGCCACUGUUCUGGACAUACCUCAUCCUGGAUGGCAUUUUUAUCAACAGACCUGAACAGGUUCAGGAAUACAGAGAGGCUUUAGAUAGUAUUCUCAUCAAAGGGAAGAAUGGAUUAUGUCUGGUCCCUGAGCUUUAUAGUGUUCCUCCAGAUAAGGUUGAUGAAGAGUAUGUUCAUCCACACACUGUUGAUAGAGUGCCAAUAGGCAAGUGUCCACUAAAAUGGGGCCAGUCUCUGUACAUAUUGGGUAACCUGCUGGCAGAGGGUUUCUUAGCACCUGGAGAAAUCGAUCCUCUUAAUAGACGCCUUUCCACUGUCCCCAAGCCUGAUGUAGUAGUUCAAGUGUCUAUCCUGGCAGAAAAUGAGGAGAUUAAACAGCUCCUGCAGGGACACGGCAUUGAUUCAGAAACCCUGGAGGACAUUCACCCAAUCAGAGUCCAGCCCUCCAGAGUCCUCAGUCACAUCUACGCUAGACUAGGGCGUAACCAAAGACUGAACCUGACUGGAAGGCCCUACCGCCGAAUUGGUGUACUUGGAACAUCCAAAUACUACAUUAUUCGCAACACCAUCUUCACCUUUACACCUCAAUUUGUAGACCAUCAUGAGUUUUAUCUGGCUCUGGACAAUCACAUGAUUGUGGAGAUGCUCCGUACCGACCUCUCCUACCUCUGCUCUCGCUGGAGGAUGACCGGCCGGCCCACAGUGACCUUCCCUGUUUCACACGACAUGCUCACUGAUGAUCACAAAUACAUUGAUCCCACUGUUUUGGCCACCUUGAAAAAACUACAGAAUGGUUACUUUGGAGGAGCAAGGGUUAAGACUGGGAAACUUUCCGCUUUUCUUGACACUUCCUGUUGUGCCCAUCUUACGUUUAUGGACUGUGAGGUGGAUGACCUGGCUGUAUAUCUGGAUCAGCUACUAGCAGUUCCUGGGCAGAGCACCAUUAGUGCCACUAAAGGAGGCCUGAACCGCUUCAGGGCUGCCGCCCUAAAGACCAGAGAGAUGGUGUCUCUAGUGCACAAAGCCAGAGAACUCAAUAUACACAAUGUGCACAUGUACCUUCCUACUAAACUGUUCCAUUCUCCAGCACCAAACCUUCAUUUGCAGAAUAACAAAGGCAAGGUGCCUGAGUCACAAGCCAUUUCUACAGAGAUAUCAAUGCCCAGAGAUAUCAAUGGUGGGAUUGACCACUCAGCCCUUGUUAAGAUGCUGAAACAAACUCAAAACUUGCAGGAUCAGGCCGACAUUCUCAACAUCCUCUUCAAAGACAAGGGAAUGGACUGGGACACUAGGUUACAUGGGAAAGGGUGGACAGUGCGAAGGCUCCUGAGUGACUUGUAUGAAACGGCAGGAAACCUUAAACACUGGGGCCUCAUCCGGAUGACCGGUGGAAUGCUACGCAAGAAAGUAGAGGAGCUGGAUGCAGCUUGCUCCGAUUUGUUAAGUCAUCAGAAACAUCUUACUGUUGGUCUUCCUCCUGAACCACGAGAGAAAACUAUAUCAGCCCCUAUGCCCCCAGAUAAACUGGCAAGGCUCAUUGAUGAAGCUAGUGAGAACAACAUCACCAUUGCUAUUCUAACUCAGGAGAUAAUUGUGUUCCUGGGCAUGAGCAUUCGUACCCAGCCAAAACUAUUCAGUGAAAUGUUUCGCCUCCGUACUGGCCUCAUUCUUCAGGUCAUGGUCACCGAGCUCUCCCAGUCCCUCAAUUGCUCAGGUGAGGAGGCUACAGAGUGUUUGAUGAACAUGAGCCCAUCUGAGCUUAAAAACCUGCUGCUUCAUAUUCUCAGUGGCAAAGAGUUUGGGGUUCAAAAAAGCAUACGCUCAACAGGAAAUGUGGUCAGCACUGCCAUCAGUAUCCAGGACAAUAGCAAAUCUGGCUCCACCAAAACUGAACUAAAAGUCAAAAGCAAACAAGGGUCUGAUAUCAAACUGUUUGUGUCAGUCCAUUCCUUGGAUAUUAGUAACACUGAAUCUGGGAGAUACAGACUUCCAUCCAUCGAGUCAUUUCAGGGAUCGUUAGGAGCUACAUUGGUGCAUGACAGCAGACAUGGUCAGUGGCUUCGUCGUAGACGUCUAGAUGGAGCUCUUAACCGAGUUCCCAUUGGUUUCUAUCAGAAUGUGUGGAAGAUUUUGCAGAAGUGUCAUGGGUUGUCUAUUGAGGGUUUUGUACUUCCAUCCUCAACCACAAGAGAGAUGACUCCAGGAGAAAUAAAGUUUGCGGUGCAUGUGGAAACAGUUCUGAACCGAGUUCCUCAGCCUGAAUACAGGCAGUUGUUGGUGGAAGCCAUCCUGGUACUAACUAUGCUGGCUGAGGUGGACAUCCAGAGUGUGGGUGGUGUCAUUCAGGUGGAGAAGAUAGUACAAAUGGCCAGUGACAUGUUCUACAAAGAUCAGAAAGAACUAGGAGCUGAUGAGGGUCUCCUCGAGAGAGAUCAGUCAACCGGCAUCUGCAGGCUUCUCUAUGACAGCGCCCCUAGUGGUCGUUUUGGAAGCAUGACCUACCUUUUUAAAGCAGUGACUACAUAUGUUGAGGACUUUCUUCCCAGUGGAGCUUGUGCUCUUCAGUGA
Messenger RNA from Xyrauchen texanus (razorback sucker), 3607 nucleotides. It is a transcript of the gene phka1b, whose product is annotated as phosphorylase kinase, alpha 1b (muscle). Gene Ontology annotation, cellular component: phosphorylase kinase complex. Gene Ontology annotation, molecular function: calmodulin binding. The transcript is spliced from 32 exons. Lineage: Eukaryota; Metazoa; Chordata; Actinopteri; Cypriniformes; Catostomidae. Bases 59 to 3607 code for a protein of 1182 amino acids. The record is from RefSeq and is a predicted model, not a curated record. Gene Ontology annotation, biological process: glycogen metabolic process.